This is a messenger RNA of Fomitiporia mediterranea MF3/22, 207 nucleotides long. Its product is annotated as copper-fist-domain-containing protein. Gene Ontology annotation, biological process: positive regulation of transcription by RNA polymerase II; intracellular copper ion homeostasis; intracellular iron ion homeostasis. Gene Ontology annotation, molecular function: DNA-binding transcription factor activity, RNA polymerase II-specific; copper ion binding; RNA polymerase II cis-regulatory region sequence-specific DNA binding. The transcript has 2 exons. Gene Ontology annotation, cellular component: nucleus. The annotation marks the transcript as partial. The record is from RefSeq and is a predicted model, not a curated record. Lineage: Eukaryota; Fungi; Basidiomycota; Agaricomycetes; Hymenochaetales; Hymenochaetaceae.
CAGGUUUUCGUUAACGACAAGAAGUACGCGUGCGAGACGUGCAUCAAGGGGCAUCGAUCCUCAACGUGCAACCACACCGAGCGCCCCCUGUUCGAAAUCAAGAAGAAAGGCCGCCCCAUCACUCAGUGCGAGCAUUGCAGAGAACUUAGGAAGACGAAACAAGUGCAUGUCAAGUGUCUAUGUGAGGGGAGAGACGAUCCCGACGCC